Molecule: messenger RNA, 1905 nt
Organism: Solea solea (common sole)
Lineage: Eukaryota; Metazoa; Chordata; Actinopteri; Pleuronectiformes; Soleidae
Product: membrane-spanning 4-domains subfamily A member 4A-like
Exons: 7
Coding region: 1-735 (244 amino acids)
Cellular component (GO): membrane
Source: RefSeq, a predicted model, not a curated record
AUGCCGUCCACUGUGUCCAUGACACGGGGAAACACAGUGGUCGUCACCCACGUCCACCCUGCUAACGCUGCUGAAAACGCACAGCAGCACAACUUGGUGGGCGUCCGGAGGUUCAUCAAGGGCCAACCACAGGCGCUGGGGACGGUUCAGAUCAUCAUCGGCGUGAUGGUUCUCCUGUUUGGGAUCACGAUGAAACGUAAGGCAGAUAAUGAGCAGGACGCACUCGGAGUUUACAGCGGCGUCUUCGCCUGGGGAGCUGCGUUUUACAUCACAGCUGGAUCUCUGACAGUGGCUGCUGCCAGACGACCGAGCCGCUGCCUGGUGAACUGUGCGAUGGCGUUCAGUAUCGUCGCACUGGUCUCUGCCGUCAUAGCCACCAUCCUCUACUCUGUGGACGGUGCAAGGAUUUCACUCGACUGCUCCGAGUACGACAAUGACUACUACCAGUACAACAGAAUCUCCUGGUCCAACUGCCUCUUAUACAAGAAUCUGAUACAGGGCGUCUCAGGAGUCCUGGCCGUCUUCAGCCUGUUGCAGGUGAUCAUCUCAUCGGUCGUCAUUGGUUACGCCUGCUAUGCCACGUGUAGCUGCCGUGAAGAGACACUUGCAGAAUCUUUGGCCACUGGACAAACUGCUGCUCCCUACACUGAAGAGAUGCAGAACAUCAAAGGAGAAGCGAGCGCCAUGAUUCCUCCUCAUCCUCCAGCGUACAGCACUGUGGGUUCCAAUGUUUAAGGACUCAAGGAAUCUUAAGGAUAAGAUAGGAUAAAGAAAGUGUUACAGUAGACUCAGUAAACUGCUUAAAUCAUGAUUCAGUUUCCACUAGACGGCACUGUGUGAUAGAUAGAUAGAUAGAUAGAUAGAUAGAUAGAUAGAUAGAUAAAUAGAUAGAUAGAUAGAUAGAUAGACAGACAGACAGACAGACAGACAGACAUAUCGAUGUUUGUGUAAAGAGUUCAUCUGUCGUCACCUGACUGCUUCUUCCUCUUUCCUUUUUCUCAUCACUGGUUCUCAUCGUGUCCAUUUCCACACACAGCAGUCUGUAUAUAAAGUACCUAAAAAUGAUGCUUUUAGCGUAAAAGUACAAGUAUGUGACCAGAAAAUGACUUUGGUACAAGUUGACGUCACUUUUUUUUAUAAUUUUACUAAAGUUAAAAUCUUAAAGCUUAACAACACUCAGAGCUCUACCCCACUGGGAGCUCUACGACAUUUGGAGCUCUACCACACUCGGAGCUCUCACACUUGGAGCUCUGACACUCGGAGCACUAUGACACUCAGAGCUCUGACACUCGGAGCUCUUCCACACUUGGAGCUCUACCACACUCGGAGCUCUGACACUCGGAGCUCUUCCACACUUGGAGCUCUACCACACUCGGAGCUCUCACACUCAGAGCUCUGACACUCGGAGCUCUGACACUCGGAGCUCUCACACUCGGAGCUCUACCACACUCAGAGCUCUGACACUCGGAGCUCUCACACUCGGAGCUCUACCACACUCAGAGCUUUUGGAGUUCUUGGAGAAUUGAAAUACUGUAAUUAAAACACUAUUAUAAUAAUUAUUGCGUUUACUUGUUCAUUUGUAGAACUGAUAUAAGAAUUUAUAGUAACUGGACCUGAAAUGAGUUUCACCUGUUUAAUACAACAGGACGGUGAGAGACACGCAGUAAACUGCUGCAUGUGUGGAAGUAAAGUUAAAGAGAAAAUACCUGAACCACAUCCAGUCCUUACCUGGUCCAUUUACAUUUACAUAGAACAGUAACAUUCACUUUCAUCAUUUUAUCCUGUUGGUGUUAGAGACUCAUGAUUAUUUCAGGUAUCGAUUCAUCAAAAAAUGUUGCUCUGUUUCCUAAAUGCAGAGAAAAAUCUCGUCCCCACAGCUCAUUGUUUUGUGAUAUGCCGUUUAUU